AUGUGCCAUUGGGCACGGAGCCAUUCCUUGUUCACAUCAUGCUGUGAUGAGGGCCUUCGACGAUGGGGAGUCGAAAGUGACGAGGCGGAAGAUUUCCGCGUGAACCACUUGCGUGCAAGAGCACUCAAGGUGCAGGCAAGAAUGAAGGGACAUCAGUUGGGAGCAGUGGGCACGAUUCAGAGAAGACUUGCCGGAGAUGACGACAAUGAUACAAACUCAACCGAAGAUGAGUCUGAGGAUGUUGAAGCUGUUGACACCGUGGAAAGGCUCAUUCUGGGUCUCUCGCUCAACGGUGUCCGGCCACUUUGCAGGGUCGCGGAAGGCUGCGGCUUAAACUUGACGGAUGAGUCUACGGCACUGGUGACUUCCGUGACCCCCCGCAAUGGCUCCUAUUCCGACGGAGUCGUUGUCACGAUCACCUUGACUAGCAUGCACAUGCCAAGCAAUUUGCAGGUUUUCUUUGGUGAGCACGAGUGUCCAAAUCCCAGCGUUAGUGCUGGGCGGCACCACGGCAUGUGGGUGGUGACCGUACCUCUUUGUGCCUUCGAAGCUUCUGAUGUGCCCGUGUAUGUCUUGACAGGCGCUGGGUAUGCAAUUGGAGCAUCGCCCCACACUGGUGCAAGCUUCCUUUUCCAGCAGUUCCUACAACUGUUUUCCAUCAUGCCCGGCAACGGCUCGUUCUUCGGUGGGACUGUCGCCAACAUCACCGGUGCCGGAUUUGGCCCGACCCCAUCCACGAACGUGGCGACAAUCGGCAAGGUGCCAUGUGAGAUCUUCGAAGCUUCUCACCAUCAUGUCUUGUGCUAUGUGCCAGCAGCGCCGUCUGAGCUCAUGGACGCGGAUGAUACUGGAAGGACACAGGAAGUGAAGCUUCAUGUAGUAACACCGGCGCAGCCCCAACAAGCGGGGUUGUGGGGCGAGUACUUCUUCUUCAACCAGGGCAGCACAAUCCCGAACUUGAAUGACCGCAUCCCUGAUGUAGAACGUGUGGACAUGACGAUCAACUUUGAGGACUCAAACGUCGCGUGGGAGGGCCUGCCAUCUGCGAACGACUAUGCAGCCCGGUGGACUGGUUACUUGAGAAUCCAGGUCACAGGCUUCUACACAUUCUACUUGAGCUCGGAUGAUGGCAGCAACAUGUACCUGGACGGUGCCCUGGUUGUCGAUAACGAUGGUCUUCAUGGAUUCAGAGAGCGUAGUUCCAUCGAGAUGGUACUGCAGGGCGGCAGUAUGCAUGCACUCACAGUCUUGUUCUUUGAGAAUGGCGGCAAUGCUGGUUGCGUGUUCAAGUACCGAGGCCCAGACACAGGUGGUCAGAAAAUUGUCGUGCCAGCAAGUGUCCUAAGUCAUGCGAGGUAUCGGGACGCGCCAGUGCUUUCCUACCUGUACGAUCGCCCCGUCCUUGCACCCACCAUCGAGAACCUCACAGAAUCCUCUCCGUCUGAGUUGAUUCUGGAGGGCUGGAACUUUGGUACGUCUGGGAAGGUGGCGAUUGGAACGGCAAGUAAUCCAGAUGCCAAUUUCCAGUGUGUGCCGACAAGCUGGACGGAAGGAAGGGUUGCCUGCAAUCGUCCAGAGCUACCCUCCGGCUCUUGGCAGGUUCGGUUGUACUCUGACAUGGAUGGCUGGUCCAACCCGGCACCAUACCUUCUUUGGGUGGUGCUGAACGUCUCAAGUGUUGAGGCAAAUGACAACUCGGUGGCUACAGAUUCCGCUGAGGAGCCCUGGGUGCUCAUCAUGAAGCUUGCUGAUGGGGGCAUUCUUGGAUAUGAUUCGGAGCUUUGGGGCAACGUGGAGCUCCUGAACGAGAACUCGCCCGAGGGGGAGCCAGUGAAUGCCAAAUACCAGCACUACCUGGAUGUGCCUUUCACACGGCUGCGCGCCUGUGUUGGCAGUGCACAUGGUCACUGCGUGCAUCACAAGUUCGACACUGCCUGGUCUAGUGCCCUGGAGCUGUUCUCAGCAGGCUACGUGCGUGACCACACCGUGGACCAAGCUGGCAUGAUUCAGGCUCUCGGUGCGAAACCCGGGAGCUACCGAAGCUGCCCAAUGCUUAUGCCUGGCUUCAAUGUGAUCUGUCAACACAACAACAAGGCACGCUGGGGUUUCUGUGCAAACUGCCCAAGCAAAACUUGCCGUGAUGAGUCUGAAGCAGACGCUGCCAUUGGAAUCGGCCUCCGUGGGGAGGGCUCAAGUGCAGUCGGCGCUGGCUGGACCGACUACUUUGCCCCGGGAGCUGGUACAUGUUCCGCUGACAGUGAGACAUCUCGGAAUGUGUGGCUUUGGGUUGCGAACACCAGCGCCACUCCGUCAGGAGUCCUGCACAGCGGCUUUGGUGGCGGUGUGAAUCUAACCAUUCAUGGGACUGGACUGGGCUUUGCUCCCGCGCAGACCAAGAUGUCAGUGUGUGGUGAGGAUUGUCCGGUGCUGACAAGCGAUGGCUCCUCUGCUACUUGUAAAGUGCCUGCAAUGACGAACAUUGACUUAGUGGAUGCACAGCCAGAUGCCUUUCCAACAGUUGACUUGGCACCAUACGCUGCGAAGUUUUACACAGAUCAGGGCGAAGCAGAGUCUUCCUAUGCCCGCUUGGCCUUCACAUCGAGUGCAGAUAGACAGGUGGAUCUGCCGAACACACGCAGCAGCUGCUGGUUUGGCUUUGAGCUGCCUCCAAGUAAAGAAGCCAUCAUCACGGCAGUUGACUUCCACCCACCGACGGAUCCGUACCGGAGGCAGAAGGUGGUGGAGACGGUGUUCGAGAUGCGUAGCUUCUCUGGCAACCUGUCCUGGGAGGAGAUUGGCAGCGUGCGAGAUACUGUUCAGACAGGCCUUUCCAUCGCACAAGGCUGGACUUCCUACCCGGUGGUUGGAUCUGGGCCGAAUGGCACUGCUGUAGGUCAGGCCUUUCGAGUGCGCAUCCUUCCGAAUGCCUGCAGCUCGUCUGGAGAGCUGAUGAGAGGCGUGCGCUUCCGCGGCAUCGUGUUAAACACUGGCAAUGCCAGUGCUUGCCCCAUCGAAGUGGAGCACGUCUCACACCCGCUGGCUUCUUCUACAGGUGGAUCUGCAUGGCUUCCAGCACAACUAUCCUACAGCCUGGAACGGACACCCAUCGUGUCAUCCCUGACUCCACAGCGUGGCACGGCUCGUGGUGACACGUUGGUGACACUUCUGGGUGAAGGGCUCGAGCCUCUGGAUUCAGCAGGGUCACCCGUGUCAGUCACCUCAGAGAAUGCACAGAUAAUGCUAAACACGUACGCCUGUCUCCCGCUGGAGAACAACAUGUCUGCAUUGAGCUGCAUCACGACGGAGCGAAACAACGGCAUCCAGGCACCCUCAACGGUGCUGUGGUUAGCCGGCAAAGGCUAUGCCAUCAUCUCAGAAAGAGCUGAGGACACUGUCUUCAGGUAUGUUGACAGGUGGAGCAAUGUAUACAGUUGGCUAGAGUCAGAACCACCUGUUGAUGGUGACAGCGUCGUCGUCCCCGAAGGCCAAGCCAUCAUGCUGGAUCAGGACUCGCCGCAACUUUUCUUGCUGCUGAUCAGUGGUUACUUCGAGUUUGACCGAAAGGAUCUGAAACUAGAUGCCACCUACAUCUGGAUUUCUGGCGGGACUUUCUGGGUCGGCAGUGAAGAAGCACCAUUUCUCCACCAGGCCACGAUUACCCUGCAUGGAGAUCGCUGGCACACCAUUGAGCUUCCCGUCAUCGGCUCCAAGAUGCUGGCAGUCACGGAUCUGGGAGGAUUGGGAACCUGCGGUCACAGCCAUGGCACGACCGUGCGCUUGUCUGCACGAGGGAAGCACUAUGCGGAUCCUUGCCCGGUGAAGUUGGUCGGAAGGAUGGAGCUUCAUGGAAAGCCUGGCGUUUCCUGGACGCGGCUGGUGGAGACGGCAAGUGCAGGUUCCACAUUGUUGAGGCUCGAGGAGCCUGUCGACUGGGAAGUGGGGACGGACAUGAUCAUCACGCCGUCCAACAGGGGCCAAGAUGAGGUUCGUGCGGUGAAGAGCCUUCAGGAUGACGGCUACACUGUGGAGCUGGACAGCCCCUUGAGAUUCGAGCACUUGGGAAUCUGGUAUUUUAACGAUGAGAUUCCCACCCCGACAGAUCUUCGUGCUGCAGUGGGGCGGCUGAAUCGGAAUGUCAAGGUGCAGGGUGAUGAGAGAUCUCUCCGGCUGGGAAAUGCUUACAUGUUUGGAGUCCAUGUCGGUGCCUUCCAUGGUGGAGUCAUGCGAAUCGAGAACACUGAGAUAACCCGCUCUGGUCAGGCAGCCAACUUUGGACGCUACUCAUCCCACUGGCACGCCCUGUCACCACACAGAACAGUCGACGUCGUGGACAUUGCUUACCUGCGCAACAACUCCUACCACGAGACCUUCCAGCGAGCAGUGGUUGUGCACUCCACCGAUUUUGCGCUUGUAGAGCACAACGUGGCCUGGAAGACGAAGGGCCAUUCAUAUUUCACCGAGGCUGGUGACGAGGUCUUCGCAAACUUCUAUCACAACCUGGCAGUGCAUCCAUUGCAGCACCCCCUGCUUCUUGACGAUGACAUGGACCCUGCCGGCUUCUGGCUGCCUGGAUUUACUGGCUGGUCCUGCCGCCAUGCAACGAUGUUUGCAUUGCUGGUGCCAGCAGUCGGUGGGGUCGAUCCUGCCUCGGUACCCGUGCUUUCUCUUCUUGGGCAAGGUGGCAAGAUGCCUAUGUCUGGAGUUGGCUUAUGUUGUCGAUCCUCCGCGCGUGGUGAUGCUGCGCGACAGGGUGUUCUUGACUUCCUCUUGCAAGGCGGGCGGCAUUUGGACACCGCACAGAUUUAUGGCAACCACAAGGAAGUUGGUGAAGGCAUUCGACAGGCCUUGGAACGUGGAGUUCCCAGAGAGGAGAUAUUCCUCACCACGAAGAUCUAUCCAAAUGAUUUUGGAUGGGAGAGGACGGUGGCCUGGGUCCCGCAGAUGCUCGAUGAGCUAGGCCUUCAGUAUGUCGAUCUGAUCUUGCUGCACUUCGCAAGUGCAGAGGCCCUGAAGGACUGCGGCACGCCAAAGCAAUGUCGCCAAGAGACCUGGCUCGCGCUGCAGCGGUUCCAGAGCCAGGGCCAAGUCCGAGCUCUUGGUGUCAGCAACUUCGGGCCGCGACAGAUGCAGGAGCUGAUUGCUUUGGGUGGAGCGCCGGUGGCUGUCAAUCAGCUGGAGUAUCACCCCUGGGUGCCACAGGUCCAUCGAGAAACCGUUGACUGGUGCCACAGGAACGGCGUAGUUGUCACAGCCUAUGGCUCCAUGGGCAGCACCUCCUAUGCUCCGCAGAUCAUCAGCCAGGGAGCUCUCCAGCAAAUCGGAGAGUGGCAUGGCAAGACUGCUGGGCAGGUGCUUUUGCGAUGGGCAGUACAGCAUAAUGUCAGUGUCAUUCCUGGCACCUCAAAUCCAAAGCAUCAAGCAGAGAACUUACAAAUUUUUGACUUCGAGCUUGGCAGUCAGGAGAUGGCUCUGCUCGACAGCAUUCCGGAAAGUGAGCGGAUGCUUCACUUCGGUCAUACGCCCGAUGUGCUCGAGCACCGGUCGAAUUUGGCUGCAGGCUGCCACCGCGGCUGGCGUGUGCGGCUGAUUGGAGGCGUCGCCGGGCAACAGACCGACUUGACGUUCUUCAACAACUCGGCACAUGCGAGUGGAUUUGGAUGGCACCUGAAACCACCUCAUGCACCGCCCACCCUGAACGUGUUCCAGAACUUUACAGCUUUCCGGUGCUCCACGGGCAUGUUCUACUAUGGCACGGGAAACAUCUUCCACGAUGAUCACAGGUUCAUUGAGUGCGGGACCGGUCAUUUCAUGAACCAUCUCAGUAAUGGGCCACACACGGCGCCUUUCUACCACAACCUGGUUUUGGUUGGCAAUAUCAACCAGGAUGCUACCUUCUCACGCGGCGGAGUCGGCAUAAGAGGACCAAAAGACAAUGAGUAUUUCUAUGUUUCUGGGCUGACGGUCAUAAACUAUUUCACGUCCGCUGUGCUCCAUGGCUGCUUCGAGACCACCUGCACAAUGAGGUACGAGCGCAUCCAAUGGUUCAACUCUACCAGGAGAACCUUCAACUAUGCUGCGCAGUCUGGCAUCUUUUGGGAUAUGGAUGGAACGCUGACUGGAUACCCCAAUGGCUUCGUCUCUUUGGACUAUGAGUACAACCAUUGGCCGGGAAUUUGUUCUGUCGUUCCCGAGCAUGUAAAUGGUGUUAUGUGCGGUGCCUCAGACGGCUCGGUGCGAAUGAGACGUUUGUUGGUGAACGAGCAGCAGCCUUGGCAGCUGGAUGGCAAAGACAUGAGGGUUCGAACCUCUGCCGGGUUCGAUCAUGUGAAGUACGACACGAAGAAGCUCAGUGGAUGGCCAGUCGUUGUGGUUGAGAAUGAGACGUUUGACAUGCGUGUCGACGACCCCAAUGAUUUCCAAGAAUUGUCUUUCCUGUACUCCACGCGUCCAUAUGUGAUGGAGGAACUUGGGUACAUCUACAACAAGACCACGCCCAAGGACGAAGCCAUUAUUGUUCACGUGAACUUCACUGACUGGCGGGAUCACUUUGAUGCCUCGGCGUCAACCGCGCGUCGACUGGACCGCAUGCCGACGAGAGAUGACCCAUUCGGCUCGCACUCCAUGAUGCUGUGGCAAGACGAGUGUGAUGAGUUCAACCUGACGGACGAGGUCUCAGACAAGUGUGGUGUUUACGUGAAUGACACCGGGCUGGCGUUGAAGGCAGAGAUCGACAGCCAACCCACUGUGGACAUGGUGCAUGGCCGCCUGACGACAGUCUUCACAAUGAAGGUGGAGGAGGGCACCCCGAGCGGCUCGUUUAGGAACAAGUUCUUUCCUCGGGAGUGUCCCAAGAGCGGCUGUCCGCAGCCGGACAUCGUGGGACCAGGAGGAUUGAAGCCCAUCAGGCGCUGGUCGGAUGCCGCAGGCUGGCCUGAUGGAAAGUUGCCUGUGGAGAUGGAUAACGUCGUUCUGCCGCCAGAUGACAACGUCCUGCUGGACAUCGAGACGCCAAAGCUGCAUUGGCUGGAUGUUCAAGGACGGCUGGAGUUCGACCGAACCGUGAACACAACCCUGCACGCCCACUCCGUUAAGGUUUGGGGCAUCUUCGAGAUGGGCACGGCGGCCGACCCCAUACCGCCGGGCGUCAAAGCAGAGGUUGUUCUGUGGGGUGAUGAGCAGUCGAUCACCGUCAUCAUGGUGGAAGGCCUUUUCCUGGUCAACAAGGUCAUUGCGGUGCUUGGCCAAUUCUCAGCCGUUGGAAGUACGAGCUUUCAGAGCCAGGCCUGGACGCGGCUCGCUACGACUGCUUCUGAAGGUGACGCGGAAAUUACGAUCCGGGGGGACCAAAGCGAUUGGCCGGUUGGCUCACAGAUCGCGAUCUCGGCAACGGAGUUCCCACAGCCUCCAGCUACAACCGAGACCGAGGUGCGACAAAUCGCCAGCAAACCGGUGUAUGAUGCCGUGGCGGACACAACCACGCUCACCUUGAGCGCGAACCUGACCUUCCGCCAUUUCGCCGGAGUGGUGGAUAGCAGCGCAGAGAACACCCAGUGGUCUCGACCCGUGCUGGCAGCUGCGGUGGCACUUCUGGAUGGUCGAUCCAACGUCGUCCUGCGGACAGGAGAGGCAGACACAGAUCACGGAGGCGAGCUUGUCAUCGCUGGAUCGUCAGAUGGCAGAUGGGAGGGUGUUGCCAACGUGAGCAAUGUAGACUUCGUCAGGAUGGGAAAGCACCUCUACCAGGCUCCCGCUUUGAAGUUCAAUUUCUUGGGGGGACAGCAAAACAUGUCCAGCGUGGAGAACUGCGUGUUCAGCCACUCGCAGUCCGGCGCGAUCGAGGCCAACCACGUGUCAAACUUACAGAUUGUGCAGAACGUGUUCCACAGGACAUUCCGAAGCGCCGUGUGGCUGCGUGACACAUGCCGACAUGACUCGAUUGUGCUGCGCAAGAAUGUCGCCAUUGAGACCUUCCGGCAUCCGCGGGAGAGCCGAGACUGGAUCCGGCAGUUUGGUGCCUACUUCCUGGAGGUCCGUCCAGGAGAGCUGGUGGGAAACAUUGCCGCAGGCUCCACGGACAGCGGCUUUAUCCUCCGCCCGCAGCUUCGCUCUUGUCAGAAAGGCGACGUGGGCACACCGAAGUUGCAGCAGGACGAAAUGAACGAGGCGGUGGCCACGAUGACUGGAAUGUUCAUCCUGUCAGGCUGCCAGGGCACCUGCAACGAGUGCGCCCAGAUCCAUGGCCUUGUGGCUUGGAAGAAUGCACAUGCAGGCAUUAUCACGGCAGAACAGACGGCUAACGUCAGGUUGGACACAGUCCUCGUCAGCGACAACCACAUCGGAGUCUGA
This is a messenger RNA of Symbiodinium natans, 8346 nucleotides long. NCBI's taxonomy places the organism in Eukaryota, Dinophyceae, Suessiales, Symbiodiniaceae. The record is from the annotation of a GenBank genome assembly.